Molecule: messenger RNA, 6597 nt
Organism: Mirounga angustirostris (Northern elephant seal)
Lineage: Eukaryota; Metazoa; Chordata; Mammalia; Carnivora; Phocidae
Gene: CENPI
Product: centromere protein I
Exons: 22
Coding region: 253-2523 (756 amino acids)
Biological process (GO): mitotic sister chromatid segregation; CENP-A containing chromatin assembly
Cellular component (GO): kinetochore; inner kinetochore
Source: RefSeq, a predicted model, not a curated record
CUUCCACUGCUAUCUUAGGCCUAGUUCAGACUACAGUCAUACUUCUUCUGGACUCGAAGGCUUUUUUAAAAAUUCGUCUGUUUUCACUCCUUGACCCCUCAUAUUCUGUUCUCCACACUGCAGCUAAAACGGUCUUAAAACAAAUCAGAUGGUAUCGCUCCCCUCUCUCACACUCCUUCCCACCCUACCCCCAUAGGUUUCACGAGAGCAGAGACCUUGGCUGUUUUAUUUUAUCCCUAAACAUGUGUAAUAAUGUCAUCUCAAAAGAGAGUGAAGGACUCUCAGGCUCAAAAGAGGACUUCACAAGUUAGUGAUACUUAUGAGACUAAUCUCCUGGCCGGGGAAGAAAAAGAGGACCUGAAUGACUCAAAGCGCAGCUUGAAACAUGGACAAGACAAUACAGCGGACGAUUAUGGACAUGCUGAUGAUCAAGGAGAAGAUGCUCUGCAAAUAGCAGUGAGAUACUUUGAGAAAGGUCCUAUUAAAACUUCACAGAGUAAAGAUAAAAUCUUGGAAAAACACUUGAAAACUGUGGAAAAUGUGGCUUGGAAGAAUGGGUUAGCUCCAGAAGGAAUUGACAUUCUCUUAAAUGUGGCACUCAGUGGCAAAUUUGGGAGUGCUGUAAACACUCGGAUAUUGAAGUGUAUGAUUCCAACAACUCUAAUACCAGAAGAUUCUGUGGUUAAGGCGGUCUCCUGGCUUUGUGUUGGCAAGUGUUCUGGUAGCACCAAGGUACUUUUUUAUCGUUGGCUGGUUGCAAUGUUUGACUUCAUUGAUCACAAGGAUCAAAUUAACUUGCUCUAUGGCUUCUUUUUUGCUUCAUUGCAAGAUGACGCACUGUGCCCUUAUGUCUGCCAUUUGUUAUAUUUACUUACCAGAAAAGAGAAUGUUAAACCAUUUCGCGUGAGAAAACUGCUUGAUCUUCAGGCCAAAAUGGGAAUGCAGCCUCAUCUCCAGGCUUUAUUGUCACUGUAUAAGUUCUUUGCUCCUACUUUGAUUUCUGUAUCUUUGCCUGCAAGGAAGAAGAUCUAUUUUAAGAAUUCAGAGAAUCUGUGGAAGGCAGCUCUAUUUGCUGUGAGGCAAAGGAAUCAGGGACCUCCUCCUGAACCUCUAAAGUUGAUGUUAGGUCCAGCUCAGGUGCAUCCUGUAAAAAGAAAAUGGAAUUCUUGCUCAGUUAUACCAGUGCUAAAUUCUAGUAGCUGCAGUAAAGAAUGCGGGAAAAAAGGGAUGACUCUUUCUGAUUAUCUCAGUAGCAAUGGAUCGUUUCCACUAGAGCAGCUUAAAAGCUUCCCUCAACUCUUACAGAACAUCCACUGCUUAGAGCUACCUUCCCAGAUGGGUGCAGUGUUGAACAACUCUCUGUUACUUCACUAUAUUAACUGUGUCAAAGACGAGUCUAUCUUACUGAGACUCUAUCACUGGUUGAGUCAAACAUUACAAGAAGAGUGUAUUUGGUACAAGAUGAAUAAUUAUGAACAUGGAAAAGAAUUUACCAACUUCCUGGACACUAUCAUCAGGGCAGAGUGCUUCUUACAAGAGGGGUUUUAUUCCUGUGAAACAUUCCUGUACAAGAGCCUUCCUCUCUGGGAUGGCUUCUGUUGUCGAUCACAGUUCCUUCAACUUGUGAGCUGGAUUCCUUUUAGUAGCUUCUCUGAGCUGAAACCACUUCUUUUUGACCAUCUAGCACAGCUCUUCUUUACAUCAACCAUUUAUUUCAAGUGUAGUGUUCUCCAGAGUCUGAAAGAACUACUGCAGAAUUGGCUGUUGUGGCUUUCUGCAGACAUCCACAUGAAACCUGUGAUGAACAGUCCUCUAGAGACAACUUUAGGUGGAUCCAUGAACUCUGUGUCUGAACUGAUUCAGUACGUGGGGCGGCUGUCCACUACUGCAAUGCGCUUGGAAAACAACAGUACUUUCUUACUGCACUUUAUUUUGGAUUUCUAUGAGAAGGUGUGUGACAUAUAUAUAAAUUACAACCUUCCAUUAGUGGUGUUGUUUCCUCUGGGGAUCUUCUAUUCUGCUCUUCUCAGCCUAGAUUCCAGUAUCCUGAACCAGCUAUGUUAUAUCAUGCACAGGUAUCGUAACAAUUUGACUGCUGCCAAGAAAAAUGAGUUGGUACAAAAGACAAAAUCAGAGUUCAAUUUCAGCAGCAAGACCUAUCAAGAAUUUAAUCACUAUUUGACAGCCAUGGUUGGUUGCCUGUGGACAUCCAAACCUUUCCAGAAAGGAUUAUAUAUUGACCCUGAAGUCUUAGAAAAAACUGGAAUAGCAGAGUAUAAAAACAGUUUAAAUUUAGUUCAUCACCCUGCUCUAUUGAAUUAUGCUGUUUCCUUUCUGCUACAGACUGUGUGUGUGUUAGAAGACUCAGUCUCUAAAGUAGUAAAUAUUAUCAACUUGAACAUAGGAAUGGCCAGAAGAAAGGACAGUAAGCAUGAGCUCUAUUCGGGGAAAGAAAUGGAACUGGUAUUUGGACUAUUUAUUUUCAGAGGGGUUACAAGGCUUGAAACUUUUCAUAAGAAGUAGUAUUCAUCAUUCUUCUGUCCCCUGAUCAGAGAGCAUAAACCACAGCAUCAGCAUUAAGUGAAUUUUGACUGAAACGAACUGACCAUACCGGACUAAAUUCUUUUCCUUGUUGCUAGAGAGGCCAAGUGGUUCAACUUGAGUUUCCAUAAUCUUUUCAUCAACAGACUGCCAUCCUCAGGGAGUACCUGGACUGGCCUUCUGUGCAUUGUCCAGGAGAGCCUCAGUGUGGCUAACUUUAUUUUUCAGGAUCUAAAUUCUUUAGCUCACUAGUAAAAAAUGACUUCAUCAUCAGGCUCUGCCUUCCACCGAGUUAUACAUAGAUACAUCUGUUAUGUGACAGGAUAUUUCACAUUCUUGUGGACUGUAAGUUGCAUUGAUGGAAGAGAGCAGGUAAUAUAUAGUGGCAUUUAAGCCACAGACAUACUCUUGCAAAGUGCCCUGCCUCUGAAACCUCUGGGAAUAUUGCCAUUUUCCUUAUUGUGAACAACAAUGUCAGCAUCAAGUUAACAGGAUAUAACAUUUCUUUUUUUUUUCUAACUCUAACUAGUUGGUAGCUUCCUGGGCCUUCACUGGUAGCAAUUUGAUAAGAGAAGGAAGUGGAAAGGAUUGUGGGAUAAUCUAAAAUGUUCCUAUUUAUUCCAGUUUGAUUUCACAAAACUAUACUAUUUUGUGUGUGUAUGUGUAUGUUAUAUAUAUCCCAUUUUUAAGUGGUCAGGCCCAAAUAAACAGACUUUAUUUUCAGCGAUAAUUCUGAAGCUUUAAAAAAAAAAUUAUAAUAGCUAGAAUAUCUUGCUGAAAAUUCAGCCUCACUACUACUGAGUACCUUUUCCCCUUUUAAUAAAAUUCAUAUCAUUUGAGAGGAAUUAAGCUAAGUUUACUUUUGUUUUUAAGGGCACAUUCCUUGUGGGUUUUUUUUCCUUUAAAGCAAAACAAAACUCUGUAUUAUUAGGUAGUGUUCAGACUAGAAUCCCAUUCAUUUUUUGAUUCAAUACAUAUUUAUCUAGCUUACUAUGUGGCAGAUACUCUUUUGUGUGCUGGCUGUGUAACUGUGACCAAUACAAAGUACUGCUUUUGUAGAAUUUACUACAUCCCUUUGGAGAAGGCAGACAAUAAAUAUAUAAGCAAAAAUAUAGUAUGAGGUGCUAUAAAGAAGAAGCAAGGAAUAGGGGCAGAAUAUUGAGAGGGUUGCUACUUUAAGGCCUGUUUGAGGAGGUGACCUAUGCAGAAACCCUAAUGAAAUAAGUGUAUGAGCCAUGUGAAUAUUUGGGGAAAGAGCAUUCUGGGCAGAGGUAAAGGCAAGUUGUGAAAGGCUUAAAAAUGUUAACUUAGUUAGCCCAUUUGAGUAAUAGCAGAGAGGCCAGUAAGGUUACAAUACAGUAAUUAAAGGAGAGGAGUGGUAAAAAAUGAAAUAGGAGAGAAACCAGAGAGUAGUUCAUGAAGGCCCUUAUAAUGUGUUAUAGAUAUAUAAUAGGAAGCCAUUAGAAGGAUUGAGAGCAGAGUGAUAUACUUUGAUUUACCUGUAUGGAGCUGUAGUUUGAAGGUUAGACUGAAGAAGAUUAAGGGUUAAAGUAGAGAGACCAGUUAAGUUAUUAGAGUUCCAGACAAGAGUCUUAGACUAGUGUGGUAGAUGAUGGGGAGGUGGUUAGAUAUUGGAUUUAGGCUCUAUCUUAAAGGUAGAGAAGAUAGGAUCUGCUGUUAGCUUGGAUAUGAAGAGAGGGAAAAAGAGGAGUAACGGGUGACUCCUAGGUUUUUGACUGAGCAACUGGGUGAGUUCUGGAAUGCAGAAAUGAGGCAUCCUGGAGGAGGAACAGAUUUGGAGGAGUGUGGACUCAGAAGUUCUGUUUUGGCCAUGUUAGGUUGGAGAUGCUGAGUAGGCAGGUGGAUAUCCAGGUCUAGAGUUCAGGGUACACGUUGGGACUGGCAAAAUUAAUUUGGGCAUCAUUAGUGAAUAGCCAUGACAUUGUAUGGGAUCACUUAGUGCAGCUAGAAAAAAGAAAAGGACUGAGCCCUGUGGUGUAAGCCAGCAUUAAGAAGUAGAAGAGAAAAGGAGGAACCAGCAAAAGGCUGAGAAAGACCCACCAGUGGCUAGAAGAAAAGUGAGGAGACUGGUUGUUGUGCUGGAAGCCAAGUGAAAAAAGUGUUUAGAACAAGAGAGGGAGUAUUUAUUGGUGUGGAAUGUUGCCUGUAUACCUGGGUAAAAAAGUUUUAGCUGCUUUCAAGUAAAUGUGAUAGUGUCCCCAAUAGAUAACCUUUCUCACUUAGAGAGUUCUCUUUUGUUUUUAAGUUUGCAGUCCAAAUAACUUUCCAUAUUGUUAUUCAGAACAUGAUAUCUUGGUCGUUAAGAUCAAGUGGAACUUUCAUUUGUGAGAAGGGAUUUAAUUAUUUUUCAUGAUUUUUUUUUUUUUAAGAUUUUAUUUAUUUAUUUGACAGAGAGAGACACAGCGAGAGAGGGAACACAAGUAGGGGGAGUGGGAGAGGGAGAAGCAGGCUUCCCGCCGAGCAGGGAGCCCGAUGCGGGGCUCGAUCCCAGGACCCUGGGAUCAUGACCUGAGCUGAAGGCAGACGCUUAACCGACUGAGCCACCCAGGCGCCCCUUUUUCAUGAAAUUUAAUCCCUAACAAUCUUCCAGUCAUGGAAGAAAUUUCUAAACCUAAGUUUUUGUUCCAGGAAAAAAAUAUUUUUCCCUUAGGUUUGUCUUUUUGUUCAGUAGUGAUUUCCUGGGUAUCUUUUCUGUUCAUAUUCUUCUCUUGAUCCAGUUUUUUAACCCACUUAAGAUUAGAUGUGCAAAUAAGCCACAUCUAGUUAUUUGAAAACUCUUUUUUGAAGAAUGUUCAUGGCAAAGAAAAAAAAAGAUUUAAAUAAGAAUAGCUAUUUAGCUGUAGAGCAAACAUUGCCUAGAAAAGAAAAACAGAAAAUUUGAUUUAUUAUCCCAACUGUACAGAAAGAAUACUUUCUUUACCUAGUAUUUAUGUAAAAUUGUUGACAUUAUAAAUAUUGACUUAAUAAUGUUCAAUACUAAGUUGCUGUUAGAUUUCUAACAUUUUGGAGUCCCUGGGUGGCUCAGUCUGUUAAGCAGCUGCCUUCGGCUUGGGUUGUGAUCUCAGGGUCCUGGGAUCGAGUCCCAGUCGGGCUCUCUGCUCAGUGGGGAGUCUGCUUCUCACUCCCUCUGUACUCUUCCCCUCUCUCAAAUAAAUAAAUAAAAUCUUUAAAAAAAAUAUUUCUAACAUUUUAUUUUUCUUUUCAUCAUAACUUCUUCCUCUUGGUCUUGAGGAUGAUCUGGAAAGAAAAGUAGAUAAGUCUGUGGUGUCUCACAUAAAAUUUCUGUUGUUUGCAGACAUUCUCUCUUUAUAUCAGAUACAUUUUAUAUCACUCAAUGGUUUACUAGAAAUAAGAAAAAUUAUUCUCUAAAAUUGAUAUUAUAUUGGGGCACCUGGGUGGCUCAGUCUGUUGAGCAUCUGACUCUUGAUUUUGGCUCAGGUCAUGAUCUCAGGGUUGUGAGAUUGAGCCCUGCCUCAGGGAGGGCUUAGCUGGGAGUCUGCUUUUCUACUUCUCCCUCUCCCUCUGUUCCUCCCUCUCCCCCCUGCCGCUCCCCCCAAUUGUACUCUCUCUCUCACAUAAAUAUAUCUUUAAAAAAGAAAAUAAAAUUGGUAUUUUUAAAAUCUCUUCAAUUGAUGUAACUUUGUACUUCAUUUUUUUAAUAUAGAAAGACUAUUUUUGUCAUAUAAAAACAUUGUUUUUUAUAAAGAUGGAUGCUAUGGACUGAAUGUUUAUUUCUCCCAAAUUCAGACAUUUAAGCCCUGACCCCUAAUGUAUUGACCCCUAAUUGUAUUUGGAGGUGGGGCCUUUGGGAGGUAAUUAGGUCAUGAGGGUGGAGCCUUCAUCAAUGGGAUUAGUACCUUUAUAGGAAGAGACAAGAGAGGUACUGAUCUUUCUCUCCACCAUGUGAGAAUACAGCAAGAAGGUAGCCAUGUACAAGCUAGAAAGAGGGCUCUCACCAGAACCUAUCCAUGUUGGCACCCUGAUCUUUGGACUUCCAGCCUCUAGAACUGUGAGAAAUAAAUUUGUUUUUUAACC